UGUGCAACCGAAUAGACGACUGUUUUCAGGAGACAAUGAACGGGGUACCCCACAAACAGGACUCGGGUCAUCGACAACAGCUCUUCAACUGCAACCAUGCUGAUUAUAGGGCAACGUUCACACGAGAGUGGCGUUUGAAAGAGCACGAGACCGUGCACACGGGAGAGGUAAAUAUGAUCUGGGGACAUGGCUGAUAUUUGCGUGAUAUUCGAAUUCAAUUAUGGUUCAUGUGGCUGUAACCUCAUUAUCGGGCUAAUUGAGUUAAUGUGAAAAAUGUGCGGUAGUGCGUAGACUAAUUCUGCCAUAAAUGUGGCGCGAUAGUUCGAAUGGCAACGUUAUUUCAGAAAUUUGAGCCUCAUGGUUGGAGUCAAAUAUUACGAUGGUGUAAACUAUCAUUUAUAACCCUAUUUGUUGUUUCUCAGCAACCUCUUCAAUGUAAAGUGGCAGUCGUUUCUCACGGAAUUCUCACAUGCGCCGCCACGCACUUGGCUACACCGGGGUGAAAAAAUUCAGGUAGGUUAAUACUUUCAGUUUACGUUUCAUUGCAAACCCAUGGGUUAGGCUAUAGUUUGAAAAACUUGCUAUAGUUUGAACAACUUAACUAACGCUAGUGUUAUUUGUCACUCAACAGAUGUACCUUUGUGAGUUGCACAAAUACUUUCUUCAACGCGGCCAAGUUGAAGAGACACGUCCAUUAUGCCCACGGAGAAAAGGACACGUACUUUAAGGUUAUAGUCCACUAGAUGGAGCCAAAUAACCACGUUGCAAUUUGGACAUUGCCCACUUUCUGCAUCCUCUCUAGUCCCUUUUUAAUCGGACCCCCUUGGCCCUGUCAUGUGUACUUUAUGAAAUGGGUUCUUGCAAUUAAUUUGUAGAAACCCUUUCCCUUUAUUUACCGUUAUCUUAAUGUGCUGAAUGUUAUUUUUACCUGCUUAAAUGUCCCCAUGUGCAGUGCAAUUUCCCAAAUUGCUCAUUGACAUUCAAGAAACGGAGGGUGUAUAAAUUACAUUUGAAGGCGCAUGGAACAUCUUCUAAUUUCAAGUAAGUCACAAUCUUUAAAUGUCCUUACAUCCUUUGAAUACUGCCAAAGGCCUAAGCUGAUGCACAAGUUGAGGAAGUAUACUCUAUUUAAAAUGCAAAUGUAUGCAUGUCUCAGUAGGUUAAUGGUUAAAUGAUUCUGUCCCUGGUUUUCUCAGAUGUUCAAAGAGAGGAUGUGGAGUCACGUUUGACACCCAUGUCGCUCGCAAAGCCCAUGAGAAGAAACAUGCAGGUUUGUCCCUUUUGACUGUUUGUCGGUCUUCUAUUGCUGUACUGUCUUGCAUCAAUCAAUUCAAAUAAAUCUUGCAAUCAUUUUGUAUUACAACUAUCAAAGGGGUAGUAGGAGUUUUAUUUAUUCAUUUUACUCUUAACUUAAAACUGCCCAUGCAUAUCUCACACACUCUGCAGGGUACCGCUGCUCACAGCCUGAAUGCAAUCAUUUUGAGCAAACUUGGGGGAAAAUGCACAAGCACAUGGCGAAACACCAGGGUAAGCACCACCAAACACCCUUAACUGGCGCUGUUACUGAAUGUGAUGAGAAGUACUAAUUAUUGUACCAGUCAGGGCCAACCUGCCUUUCCUCUCACAGGAAAACACUGUUCGAAUGUCAUUGUUUUCACAUUUAGGGUGAUUCUGAUUUUUAGUCAUCAGCCUUCUACCACUUCUGUAAAUAUCCUGCCUUGUACCCUGCUAGUUGUAGUGACAGUAUUUGAGAAAUGGCUUAUAAUGAGUUAGCUGAUUAGUAAUGCAGUUAAGGGGACGUUUAUUUUAUUGGGGACCUUUUUUAGUUUCAAGAAACAUUCAUACUCUGCCACCAGCUGCCUGCUCAUAACCUCUGUUUUGGCUAAUGGACAACUUGUUGGGCAGGAAUCCCGUAGUAACAUUUGCCUCUCCUGUCCCUGCAGCCACAUUCACCUGUAAACUGUGCCAGAAGGUGUUUAAGCAUGUGGACUCUCUGCGUAGACACAAACGGACCCAUGCCCUGCAGAAGCCUGUCCUGCUGUGCCCCAGCAGCGGCUGUAAGGCCUAAUUCUCCACUACCUUCAACCUGCAGCACCACAUCCGCAAGACCCACCUGCAGCUCCUCAAGUACCAUUGUUACUUCCCCGACUGCCCUAGGACAUUUGCCAUGCGGGUAUGCACUGUACCCCUUGUGGUCCUGUGUUCAGUAGGAGUAAGAAUGGUGAUCUAGGAUCAGGUCCUCCUGUUCAAUAUGAUCUAAAAGGUGAAACUUAUCCUAUAUCAACACUACUGAGACUUUCACUCUUUUUGAAUAAGGGCCCUGGUUAUAAAAAUUCCUGUGCUCUGCUGGUUAAGGGUCCUGUCUCUAUCUGCCCAGAUACGUUUAUGCAGUUAAAUGGUAAAUACUCCAACUUUCCAGAGGGCAUUGUUUUAGUCAUUCAAGGCCCUAGGUAUAGUGAAAUUGUUUGCCAUUGUCCUAGGCAUAGCACAGGUGUAGCCUAGAGUGCUUUCAAUUUAUUCUGUAUUUGUUUAGACCAGGGAUGGACAACUCCAGUCCCCGGGGGGGGGGGGGGGGGGGCUGAUUGGUGUCACACUUUUGCCUGAGCUAACACACCAGACUCCAACUAGUUAUGACCUUCAGUUUAGAAUGUAAUUAGUUAAUCAGCGGUUUGCUAGGAUGGGGGAAAAGUGACCACUCUGGCCGCUGAGGACUGGAGUUGCCCAUCCCUGAUUUAGGCAGUCUCGUUUUAUCUGAACACACUUGUAGCAUUCUGCCCUAAGCUGCCACUGAACUCUCCUCUUCAGCCUGCUCUUUCUGACGUCCAUUUGUCAGCGGUCUUACUAAGAACACGCGUCCUUAACUGUCUAGUCUUCUACACUGUGGUGACGACGUGCAGUUGGGUUUCAAUCACUGCAUGCAAAGCAGCAUCAUGAAUUUCUAAGCAGUUACUGAAUGUCUUGUCAUUGAACUACUAGUGUCUGAUUUUUCCAUCACCUCCCUGUGGACCGAAUGGAAUUUGAAUUCCAAGAUAAACGUGUCCAUGUAGUGGAUGGAGAUGUUUGCCAUUGUGGCACUGGUACUGUAUGAAUGUUUAGAAUAGAUGGAUGUUCAUAGUUUGCUGGUGUCAUAAUGUUUAUACUCCAUCGUUGUCAUGACUAACAUCUCUGUUCAAUCUCACAGGAGAGCCUGAGCCGACACCUGGCUCACCACGACCCAGAGGCCAGCCCUGAGAAGGUAAGCAUGGUUUUAUAGUCAGUCUAUCCCCUGUGGGUAAGAUGACGUGGGCUUGAGCCAACAGUGGAGCUACUGUUUGUGGUGUGCCAAGUGUCUGGCUCUGGCCAGGUGACCAUUGAUCUGUAUGUGUACCCUGAACCAUGUCUUUGAACCAGUUGAAAGCAGAGUCCCUUAGAUGUCUGGCAGAGUUAAGGGAAUCUAUAGUAGCUUUGGGGCUCAAGGGAGGGGUGGCGUUUACUCACACAAUGUCGGUCUUGUCUCAAUUUGUCCAGCUCUGGAGCUCCUACAGGAACUGAAGUCCUAAUACACAGGCUUCCUGUCUAGUGGGCAUUUAAAAAAAAAGUUAAUGACCCUUCUGAACAGUUGUGGGGAAUUGUUCCACUAGACAUUUUAUACCUCAGAACUACAUUUUCCUUUGUCGCAUCUUGUGUUUUUCUCUGUAGCAGAAGCGCAAGCGGAAUAAGAAGGCCUGGCAGAAGCGUCUGGAAGGCCACCACCAGCUGCCACUGGUGGAGGACGACCUGCAGCACCUCUUCGCCUUGCGCAUGAGGGUGUCACGACGGGCGACGGUGGAGGCUGGCCUCUUCAACGAGCGCAAGAUUCCCCACUUUGUGGACUCGGAGGUCAACCUGCGUGACCUAUUCAGCAUCAAGCCCCCUCACUCCCUCCGCCCUGCAGAGCAAGGCCCUGUGGAGGUCACCCAGCCAGAGGUCACUGAUCAAGGGUUA
Molecule: messenger RNA, 3963 nt
Organism: Coregonus sp. 'balchen'
Lineage: Eukaryota; Metazoa; Chordata; Actinopteri; Salmoniformes; Salmonidae
Source: the annotation of a GenBank genome assembly